AUGGACGAUGGGAUCUACUCGUCGGCGAUACUGUUCGAGUUCUUCAGUAAGCUUCAGAAGAGCCGAAUCCCUGUGGAAACACGUAUGAGCUUUGCCAAGGCAAUAGCUGGGUUCUACGAUUUUCUGAGCGUACAUAUCGAUGCUGCCGCAGGAAAGCAAAGACUCCCAGCGAUAACGCAAGGGCGCGACCGAAUUGCACACAUUCUUCGUAAAUUGCGAGAAGAGGGAAAGUCGCUGUCCUCUUAUCGAGCAAUUAGGCAGCCGGCAGUAAAGGAAUACGAACCAUAUGCUGUUGCAAGAGCUAUCGCCACUGACGAAAGCAUCAGGUCCACUCUUCACUCCAUCUACAGACAAUUUGGCCGAACCGACAACAUCACCCGGCGCCAAUAUAACUACUUCUUGGGUGCACUGAUGUUCUAUAUAGUACAAUGCAAUACCGCGCGAAAUGAGGUCAUCUACAAGAUGCGUUACGGAAGCAUUGUAGAUUUCAAUGAACAAGGACUAGCCCAUACUGGGCUCCGACCAGUCGAGCUGGACGUGCAGAGCGGCCCGAAAGAGCUCUUUGUGGGUGCCUAUCCGCACCCAAAAAGUCUGAACCGCCUUCGUGAGCAAAGCUCUUUCACAGGAGGCUUCUUCGUGCUGGAUGAGGAGUCACGUUUCUUGCAGGGUGCAAGUCAGAGCUUCCGCAUUUGGUAA
Cylicostephanus goldi is the source of this 696-nucleotide messenger RNA. NCBI's taxonomy places the organism in Eukaryota, Metazoa, Nematoda, Chromadorea, Rhabditida, Strongylidae. The record is from the annotation of a GenBank genome assembly.